CCGGCAGCUCUUCAAUAAGGCACAUUGUUGCACGAAACUCCAGCGCUGGAGUCCCAGGUUACUAGCAACGCCGUGUCACUCAUCUGAGAAGAUUCGCUCAGUCAGAGCAUCGUGUGAGUGAGUCUGAGAGGUCCCACUACCCUAGUGGAGCUUGGCUGUGAUUCUUCCUAAGUGACCCUGUGGCUGAAGCUAGCGCCUUGACACUGGGUAACCAAACAAGUUGCCAGGAGUGUUACUUACUUAGGCAGUUUCCAGCAGUUGUUACUCCAAAAACCUGUUUCUGGAGACCUGAGCGCCCCCUCCCCGGCCGGCCUACAAUCGCUGUUAGCCUGCUUUGUGUGCCACCCGGGAGCCGAGCCCCGGUACAAAGCGGUCGGACCGCGCCACCGGCCUCCCCUGCAAGCCUUUGCUUCUUGGUUUCCCAACUUCACUCCGUCUGGCCUCAGCAGGAUGAUUGCCUCGCAUUUGAUCGCCUGCCUCUUCACGGAGCUCAACCGUAACCAAGUGCAGAAGGUUGACCAAUAUCUCUACCACAUGCGUCUCUCUGAUGAGACCCUUCUGGACAUUUCUAAGCGGUUCCGCAAGGAGAUGGUAAAAGGGCUUGGAGCUACCACCCAUCCCACUGCUUCUGUGAAAAUGCUGCCCACCUUUGUGAGGUCCACCCCAGAUGGAACAGAACAUGGAGAGUUCCUUGCCCUGGACCUUGGAGGGACCAAUUUCCGCGUGCUCUGGGUAAAAGUAACAGACAACGGACUCCAGAAAGUUGAGAUUGAGAAUCAGAUCUACGCCAUCCCGGAGGAUAUCAUGCGAGGCAGUGGCACUCAGCUGUUUGACCACAUUGCUGAAUGCCUGGCCAACUUCAUGGAUAAGCUACAAAUCAAAGACAAGAAGCUCCCACUGGGCUUUACCUUCUCCUUCCCCUGCCACCAGACUAAACUAGAUGAGAGUUUCCUGGUCUCGUGGACCAAGGGAUUCAAAUCCAGUGGAGUGGAAGGCAGAGACAUUGUGGCUUUGAUCCGGAAGGCCAUCCAGCGGAGAGGGGACUUUGAUAUUGACAUUGUGGCUGUGGUGAAUGACACAGUUGGGACCAUGAUGACCUGUGGUUAUGAUGACCAGAACUGUGAGAUUGGUCUCAUUGUGGGCACUGGCAGCAAUGCCUGCUACAUGGAGGAGAUGCGCCACAUCGACAUGGUAGAGGGCGACGAGGGACGAAUGUGUAUCAACAUGGAGUGGGGGGCCUUUGGAGACGAUGGUGCACUCAAUGACAUCCGCACUGAGUUUGACCAAGAGAUCGACAUGGGCUCAUUGAACCCUGGGAAGCAAUUGUUCGAGAAGAUGAUUAGUGGGAUGUACAUGGGGGAGCUGGUGAGGCUUAUCCUGGUGAAGAUGGCCAAGGAGGAGCUGUUGUUCCGGGGGAAGCUCAGCCCAGAGCUCCUUACCACAGGCAGCUUUGAGACCAAAGACGUUUCAGAUAUUGAAGAGGAGAAAGAUGGCAUCCAGAAGGCCUACCAGAUCCUGGUGCGGCUGGGCAUGGAUCCCCUGCAGGAAGACUGUGUGGCCACCCGCCGGGUCUGCCAGAUCGUGUCCACACGCUCUGCCAGCCUGUGUGCAGCCACACUGGUUGCUGUACUUCGGCGCCUCAAGGAAAACAAGGGCGGGGAUCGGCUGCGCUCCACCAUCGGUGUUGAUGGCUCUGUCUACAAGAAGCACCCUCAUUUCGCCAAGCAUCUUCACAAGGCUGUGCGGAGGCUGGUACCUGACUGCGACGUUCGCUUCCUCCGCUCUGAGGAUGGCAGUGGCAAAGGGGCAGCCAUGGUGACUGCAGUGGCUUAUCGGCUGGCUGACCAACACAGAGCUCGCCAGAAGACCCUUGAACCUCUAAAGCUGAGCCGCGAGCAGCUGCUGGAGGUCAAGAGAAGGAUGAAGGUUGAAAUGGAGCGAGGUCUAAGCAAGGAGACACAUACCAUUGCCCCUGUGAAGAUGCUGCCCACCUAUGUAUGUGCCACUCCCGAUGGCACAGAGAAAGGGGACUUCCUGGCUUUGGACCUUGGAGGAACAAAUUUCCGGGUCUUGCUGGUUCGUGUGCGGAAUGGGAAGCGGCGAGGAGUGGAGAUGCAUAACAAGAUCUACUCCAUCCCACAGGAGGUCAUGCACGGCACUGGGGAGGAGCUCUUUGACCACAUUGUCCAGUGCAUCGCUGACUUCCUGGAGUACAUGGGGAUGAAGGGUGUGUCUCUGCCUCUGGGUUUCACCUUCUCCUUCCCAUGCCAGCAGAACAGCCUGGAUGAGAGCAUUCUCCUCAAGUGGACAAAAGGCUUCAAGGCAUCUGGCUGUGAGGGUGAGGACGUGGUCACCCUGCUGAAGGAAGCAAUCCACCGGCGAGAGGAGUUUGACCUGGAUGUAGUUGCAGUGGUGAAUGACACAGUAGGAACUAUGAUGACCUGUGGCUAUGAAGACCCUCACUGUGAAGUUGGUCUCAUUGUUGGUACUGGCAGCAAUGCCUGCUACAUGGAGGAGAUGCGUAACGUGGAGCUGGUGGACGGAGAAGAGGGGCGAAUGUGUGUCAACAUGGAGUGGGGGGCCUUCGGGGACAAUGGAUGCUUAGAUGACUUCCGCACAGAAUUUGAUGUGGCUGUGGAUGAACUCUCCCUGAACCCCAGUAAACAGAGGUUUGAGAAAAUGAUCAGUGGAAUGUACCUGGGCGAGAUUGUCCGCAACAUCCUCAUUGAUUUCACCAAACGUGGGCUGCUAUUCCGUGGCCGCAUCUCAGAGCGGCUCAAGACAAGGGGAAUCUUUGAAACCAAGUUCCUGUCUCAGAUUGAGAGUGACUGCCUAGCCCUGCUGCAGGUCCGUGCCAUCCUGCACCACUUGGGGCUUGAAAGCACCUGUGAUGACAGCAUCAUUGUCAAGGAGGUGUGCACUGUGGUGGCGCGGCGGGCUGCCCAGCUCUGUGGCGCAGGCAUGGCUGCCGUGGUGGACAAGAUACGAGAAAAUCGUGGGCUGGACACCCUGAAAGUGACAGUGGGUGUGGAUGGGACCCUCUACAAGCUACAUCCUCACUUUGCCAAAGUCAUGCAUGAGACAGUGAAGGACUUGGCUCCAAAAUGUGAAGUGUCCUUCCUGGAAUCGGAGGAUGGCAGUGGGAAGGGGGCUGCUCUCAUCACUGCCGUGGCCUGCCGCAUCCGUGAGGCUGGACAGCGAUAGAACCCCCCCAAGAUUGGAAGGGACAUCUCUGCUUCCCCUUUCCCUGUUUAAAUUAUAAGGUGUCAUCUCCUGUAUCAGAGACAGACAGACCCCAUGGCUUUCCUUUGGCAGAGAGGACCCCAGUGGACUAGAUUUUGUCUCUGAAUAUGUUCACUGUAGAGUUUGGUACCUAACAUUUGCCUUUUCUGAGGUACAGAGUAAGGGUUUGUUCACACUGGUCACAACCAUUCCUACUGGUUCACUUUAAAAAAAUGUGAUUCCCUGGCCAAAUUCUACAUCCCUAUACAAUCCUACAAGAUGGAAGCAGUCCUAAAGAUGGGGUUGCCUCACCUUGGAGCUGAACGUGACAUUUCUAGGUGGAGAGCAUCCCCUUGCAUGAACAUUGAUGCUGAUUCUCCAGUUAGAGGACGCAGGUUUCCACUAAUGAUGCAAGCCUGAUCCUCCUGCAAGCAGACUUGGAAGGGCGGAGAGGUGGCAAGUGGAAGGAAAUCUCAUAGGCAUCCAUGGCAUCCUUUCUUUGACAUGUUUAUGAGUGUUACCCCAUGGAUUCCAGCAUUUACUAUUCUGGAAUCAAGGAAUUCCAAGUCUGGGCAAUGAAACCAAAGCCAGGAGUUGACACAUCCCAUGAGUGGGUUGAUCUCUGCAUCUCACCAUGGGCACAUGGAUCAUCUGAGCAAUGAACCUGGGGAAAAGGGAACCUUUGAGUUUAUUUUUUAAAAUUUUCCUGUAUAAGUGGAAAUACUGUAUUUUAAUUUAUAUGUGAAACUUACUUAGUUCAUGAAGUAGGUCUACUCUUCAUUAUGUGAUUGAUUGUAUGUAAUGUAUUUAUAUAUGUUAAUUUGUUAUAUAUAUAUAUACACACACACACAAAGUAUCCUCAGACUUGGCCUCAAGUCUUAAUAGAGCAAUUUAGUUUAGGAUGGAAGGUAAAGAUAUUGACAAGCUCCUAGAAAUACCUCAUUUGCCUGCAGGAAGAGAAGGGAAGCCUCUUCGGGGUGAGUGAAUGGCAAAGCAUCAGCUUUCUGGCUCCUCCCUCCCCUGCAUUCUUGAAAAUGUGUGGAAGGCAGGAAUGGAGACUAAAAUCUGGGCCCAUGGAUUGAAGAAACCACAGCAACUGUCUGCUCUGUCUAGAGACUUUCCUGGGGCAAUAUUACAGGGGAUAUGAACCAAAGGAAACCAAAGAAAUCAUUUCAAGUAGACCCAUUGCCUAGAAGUCUUUAUCUGUAUUCUUAUGACAGUCAGUAGUAUUUUAAAGCUGUCUAACAAAGGAAGCCACCAAAAAUUUUUAAAAUUCUAAUUGUCAACAUCAAACCAAAACGAAGUAAUGAACCAAACAAAACCUCAGGGACAACAUUUUUGGUGUGUUUGUGCCCUCCCAGCAAAUUUCAUCUUGAGUUUGUCUUGUAAAUGUUUUACAAGAAAUGUGCUCUCCUGAUCUGAGCUGGCAUUGGUCUACGGGCCUGUUUUUGUUUUUUAUAUACAUAUUUAUUUCAUGGCAGAGAUUAGAAUGGUGUAAAAGCCACCAGACUACUUUCCAAGAAUGCAGUUGAAUCUGAAUCUGAAAACCCACUUCUGCCCUAAUGUAAAAACAAUCAUGGACAUUAAGCUUGGACACAGUAUGAUAGUGGGAAUGGCCUUGUAAAACUAUUAAAUAAAAUAUAAGGAUCAAAACAGAAAAAUGGACAGGCUCACAACUUAGUUGCACCCAAUUUUUGUACAUUUUCAAACUUGGGCUGAGAACAGCGCCCAGUUAUCGUUUUUGAACAAGAUGGGGUAUGAAUAAGUGAAAAUGGCCCAGAUCCUCCUGGAAAUGAAAAAAGAAAGGGGACACGUCCUCACUUGUUAUAGUCUGACUUUACAUGUCCAGUGAAGCUCCUCUGCUGUCCCCAUCUUCAGUUAUUAUCUAAAACGUGGGUGCCUUCAACUGCAAUGAAAAGUCAAAAGCCACCUAUAGACUUGUCAAUCACUAAAGGAUAUCCAUGAAAUGUAGACGAAUUUUUAACUUAAUUUUAUUAUUACAUUUUAAAAUUACAUGUUUUAAAUGUGUAAUAUGUGUGUGGCUAUUAAAGAUAUGUUGUUGAUUUCUAAGCCAGAACUCUCAACAGUGCAUGUUGACUGUGAUCCCCUGGUUGCUGCUGCUCUGCAUGGUGUAAAUAGAGUUGAUCUCAGUCUUUGCCUGGAGUGUGCCGAACGUGGAUUAGUCAAACCCUUGAGCACUCAGUUUGGUGAAGAUGUCGUCACUAUGUACAAUAAAGAACUAGUUGAAUUAA
Molecule: messenger RNA, 5474 nt
Organism: Heterocephalus glaber (naked mole-rat)
Lineage: Eukaryota; Metazoa; Chordata; Mammalia; Rodentia; Bathyergidae
Gene: Hk2
Product: hexokinase 2
Biological process (GO): glucose 6-phosphate metabolic process; glycolytic process; intracellular glucose homeostasis
Cellular component (GO): mitochondrion; cytosol
Molecular function (GO): D-glucose binding; ATP binding; fructokinase activity
Source: RefSeq, a predicted model, not a curated record